UCCGCUCACACACAAGAGGAGAGUGUUGAGCCGCCAUAUCUGCUGCUGCCGCCGCAGUUGCGAAUGCAGCAUCGGCGCUUAGCUGCCUCCGCGGUGCCGCUAAGGUUCGUGUCGCUAUCCCUUGGCCCUUCGCUCUUGCUGCCUUAACCCCGCCGGCGGAGCCCGCUCUUUCUGGUCUGUUGAGCCCGCUCCCUCACUGCCACACAGCAAGUUCUGAGACCAUGGAUUCGGGCAGCAGCAGCAGCGACUCGGCGCCCGAUUGCUGGGACCAGGUGGACAUGGAAGCCCCAGGGUCGGCCCCGAGCGGGGAUGGAGUCUCCUCUGCGGUGGCCGAGGCCCAGCGCGAGCCCCUCAGCUCGGCCUUCAGCCGUCAGCUCAACGUCAACGCCAAGCCCUUCGUGCCUAACGUACACGCCGCGGAGUUCGUGCCGUCCUUCCUGCGGGGCCCGACUCAGCCGCCCACCCUCCCGGCCGGCUCCGGCAGCAACGAUGAAACCUGCACCGGCGCGGGAUACCCUCAAGAACCUGUUGUAGAAAAUGGAGAGGUGGAAAUGGCCCUAGAAGAAUCAUGGGAGCACAGUAAAGAAGUAAGUGAAGCCGAGCCUGGGGGUGGUUCCUCGGGAGAUUCGGGGCCCCCAGAAGAAAGUGGCCAGGAAAUGAUGGAGGAAAAAGAGGAAAUAAGAAAAUCCAAAUAUGUGAUUGUACCUUCAGGUGCUCCUAAGAAAGAACACGUAAAUGUAGUAUUCAUUGGCCAUGUAGACGCUGGCAAGUCAACCAUCGGAGGACAGAUAAUGUUUUUGACUGGAAUGGUUGACAAAAGAACACUGGAGAAAUAUGAAAGAGAAGCUAAGGAGAAAAACAGAGAAACAUGGUAUUUGUCCUGGGCCUUAGAUACAAAUCAGGAAGAACGAGACAAGGGUAAAACAGUCGAAGUGGGUCGUGCUUAUUUUGAAACAGAAAGGAAACAUUUCACAAUUUUAGAUGCCCCUGGCCACAAGAGUUUUGUCCCAAAUAUGAUUGGUGGUGCUUCUCAAGCUGAUUUGGCUGUGCUGGUCAUCUCUGCCAGGAAAGGAGAGUUUGAAACUGGAUUUGAAAAAGGUGGACAGACAAGAGAACAUGCGAUGUUGGCAAAAACGGCAGGGGUAAAACAUUUAAUAGUGCUUAUUAAUAAGAUGGAUGAUCCCACAGUAAAUUGGAGCAUCGAGAGAUAUGAAGAAUGUAAAGAAAAACUGGUACCCUUUUUGAAAAAAGUCGGCUUCAGUCCGAAAAAGGACAUUCACUUUAUGCCCUGCUCAGGACUGACCGGAGCAAAUAUUAAAGAGCAAUCAGAUUUCUGCCCUUGGUACACUGGAUUACCAUUUAUUCCGUAUUUGGAUAACUUGCCAAACUUCAACAGAUCAAUUGAUGGACCAAUAAGACUGCCAAUUGUGGAUAAGUACAAGGAUAUGGGCACUGUGGUCCUGGGAAAGCUGGAAUCUGGGUCCAUUUUUAAAGGCCAGCAGCUUGUGAUGAUGCCAAACAAGCACAAUGUAGAAGUUCUUGGAAUACUUUCUGAUGAUACUGAAACUGAUUUUGUAGCCCCAGGUGAAAACCUCAAAAUCAGACUGAAGGGAAUUGAAGAAGAAGAGAUUCUUCCAGGAUUCAUACUUUGUGAUCCUAGUAACCUCUGCCAUUCUGGACGCACGUUUGAUGUUCAGAUAGUGAUUAUUGAGCACAAAUCCAUCAUCUGCCCAGGUUAUAAUGCGGUGCUGCACAUUCAUACUUGUAUUGAGGAAGUUGAGAUAACAGCCUUAAUAUCCUUGGUAGACAAAAAAUCAGGAGAAAAAAGUAAGACACGACCCCGCUUCGUGAAGCAAGAUCAAGUAUGCAUUGCUCGUUUAAGGACAGCAGGAACCAUCUGCCUAGAGACGUUCAAAGAUUUUCCUCAGAUGGGUCGUUUUACUUUAAGAGAUGAGGGUAAGACCAUUGCAAUUGGAAAAGUUCUGAAACUGGUCCCAGAGAAGGACUAAGCAAUUUUCUUGAUGCCUCUGCAAGAUACUGUGAGAAGAAUUGACAGCAGAAAUUCACCACCUACUCUUAUUUACUGCCCAUUGACUGACUUUUCUUCAUAUUUUGCAAAGAGAAAUUUCACAGCAAAAAUUCAUAUUUUGUCAGCUUUCUCAUGUUGAGAUCUCAGUUAUGUCACUGAUGAAUUUACCCUCAAGUUUCCUUCCUCUGUACCACUCUGCUUCCUUGGACAAUAUCAGUAAUAGCUUUGUAAGUGAUGUGGACGUAAUUGCCUAUAAUAAUGAAAAAUUAAUGUACUUUAAUUUUUCAUAUUCUUUUAGGAUAUUUAGACCACCCUUGUUCCACGCAGACCAGAGUGUGUCAGUGUUUGUGUGUACGUUAAAAUGAUAACUAACAUAUGAAUAAAAUACUCCAUUUGAAACUCUUUGGUUAUUUGAAAUGCUUUUGAAUGAUGUUUAAAUGUCAUUAUAUAAUGCUAUUCAAUUAGCUUUAUUACUUUCUCAAAUAGUUGAAUAUGUUCUAUCACUCUUAAAAACUUAAAAACUCUUCACCACUUACUGUUUUAAGUGAGGAAUUUACAAACAAUGCAUAAGUGUGUAUUAAAGGAAUAAUUUUAAUUAUGAGAAAAAAACUUAUGUUAAGGCUCUUCCCAGUGGGCUUUGUUUUCUCUGUCCAAGUCCAGUCAAUAAAGGAGCUCUUCUGCUUCCCCACUUGUGAUUUGAAAA
Messenger RNA from Piliocolobus tephrosceles (Ugandan red Colobus), 2732 nucleotides. It is a transcript of the gene GSPT2, whose product is annotated as G1 to S phase transition 2. Gene Ontology annotation, molecular function: GTPase activity; GTP binding. The coding region runs from base 222 to 2009 and encodes 595 amino acids. The transcript is spliced from 2 exons. The record is from RefSeq and is a predicted model, not a curated record. Lineage: Eukaryota; Metazoa; Chordata; Mammalia; Primates; Cercopithecidae.